This is a messenger RNA of Colletotrichum chrysophilum, 711 nucleotides long. RefSeq lists its product as uncharacterized. Lineage: Eukaryota; Fungi; Ascomycota; Sordariomycetes; Glomerellales; Glomerellaceae. Gene Ontology annotation, biological process: regulation of transcription by RNA polymerase II. The record is from RefSeq and is a predicted model, not a curated record. The transcript has 2 exons. The coding region runs from base 1 to 711 and encodes 236 amino acids. Gene Ontology annotation, molecular function: RNA polymerase II cis-regulatory region sequence-specific DNA binding; DNA-binding transcription factor activity, RNA polymerase II-specific.
AUGACAGAAACUGGCGACAUACCACAGCCACUUGUUCCCACUCUGCCGGAGCAGGACGACCUGCUAUCUCCGGCAAACGACCCAUUGGCCGACUACGGCAUGCUCAUCUUCAGCCGCGACUACCGCCUGACAAACGCCUUUGAGGAUGCAAAGAUUAUCUGCGCGGGACCCAAAUCGGAGCGGCUAUCAGUGGAGACGAUGAAACCUCGGGCCAGCCCUUCGAUAACUCGGCAGCCCCUGGAAAAGGUCAAGAUUGGCUCCGCAAAUAGGGCAUGCACUACGAGCUCACCCUCUCCCAAGCAUGAGACGACGACGAUAUCAAACGAUAAUGGUGAAGAUCAGAAGCCUUCUGUGAGCCUCUCCGGCCCAGAGAGGAGGAAGACUUACCGUGUUAAGAACCGCGCUGCCGCUAAACGUUGUCGGGAAAAGACGAAACAGUACGAACUGGGCCUCGCAACCAAAGAGCAGGAAGUUAUCCAGGAACGGAUCCAUCUCGACGAAUGCGUGACGGCGCUAAGGAACGAGAUCCUGAGUCUGAAGGGUCAGAUCCUUCAGCAUGGCGACUGUGACUGCGAUGUCAUUCAGGGAUACAUCGCAAGAGCCGCCGGCGGGGUGGGGGCCGGAACCACAACGUAUCUAACCGCGAACGAGUUAGCGAUUCACGAGAGUAAGGGCUUUUCUUUUGUUUCAUCCCCUGGGGUCACGGGCUGA